Messenger RNA from Anopheles moucheti, 576 nucleotides. RefSeq lists its product as uncharacterized. The record is from RefSeq and is a predicted model, not a curated record. The coding region runs from base 15 to 440 and encodes 141 amino acids. The transcript is spliced from 3 exons. NCBI's taxonomy places the organism in Eukaryota, Metazoa, Arthropoda, Insecta, Diptera, Culicidae.
GGCAUAGUAAAAAAAUGCAAGCUAAACUCAUUUGGCUAAUUGCUUCCAUGGGGCUGAUCUGGCUGAUUCAGCUUUCAACAAUCGAAGCCACAAGAUGGCAUGCAACCCAGUUGCUACCCUACUUCCGGCGUUUCAAACUGGACCAGACAAAGAACAGUGUCUACAAGCACAGCGUAAAGGAUGCCUUACAGAUGCAUCUGCGUGCUCCUCUUGUGCAGAAAGCGUUAUGUUUGCCUAAAGGCACAAAGCUUUCAACAGAUUGUUUGAACCGCAUGGUUGAUAAAGCUAGACAGCACGAGAAUAGAUUUUACGCCAGAUUCACUUACGCUUGCAAGCAACAUGCGGAAUAUUCAGCGGCUUGUUUGGAAUCUGGCCGACCGUUGUAUUCUCGCGCCCUCCGGAACCUCGUCAAGGAAACGGAGAGCUGUUGGAAAGUGUAAAUUUUGAACGAGGUUGUAUGCUUCCCAGUCCCAGCCCAGAAAGGAAUGAUUUAAUACCCAAAUACCGUUUUACCAAUGAGUGGCGGAAUAAUCGAUUUUGGGGAAAUAUACAUUUAUUCUUCCCUCUCUCUUGGGA